CAAGCAUGUCUGUCUGGUUUAAGCACAGUAACAAGCUGCCAGAACACAAGUACAGAUGAUGAGUCUAACCAGCAUUAAGAGAUAGAAUUUUCCUGUGUAAACAAAUUGUCAUGCCCUGAUUUUAUCGGUUGGUUGUAUUAACUGCUCUGUUUUUACAGUUUGAGUUGUAUUUCAUGAGGCUAUUUCUUAAGUUCUUGUUUACAGCGUGAUUUAUGUUUCCUGAGAAUCCAUUCCAAAUUCAUUGAAAGCAGCACUUCAAGAUAUCAUCCCACAAUCACAAGCAAUUGAAUUAGAGAGGAGGAUCCAUACUAUGGAUUUAAUGAUGUGAUGUACAGAUGGAUCUCACUAGAUAACUGGACUUACAGCAGGACUUUCAAAACUCCUUUUGAUGUCAGAAAGUGGCAGAAAGUGAAUUUGGUUUUCGAGGGAGUAGAUACAGUAGCACAGAUCCUGCUCAACAAUGUCACUCUCGGGAGAACAGACAACAUGUUCAACAGAUAUAGCUUUGAUAUUACCCGUGUGAUCCAGGAGGUCAAUUUUGUUGAAGUCCGUUUCUUGUCAGCCAUUUCCUACGCAGCAGAGCAGAGCAGAUGUCACAAGGCACACAGCAUCCCUCCGGCGUGCCCUCCACCUGUGCAGAAAGGAGAGUGCCAUGUUAAUUUCAUCAGAAAGGAGCAGUGUUCAUUUAGUUGGGAUUGGGGCCCUUCUUUCCCCACUCAAGGAAUCUGGAAAGAUGUUAGGAUUGAAGCCUAUAACCAUUAUCACCUGAUUUACUUUUCUAUCGCUCCUUUCUUUGUAAAGAGUGCUCAGCAGUGGUAUCUUGAAGUCGAGUCUAUUUUUGAUGUAGUCAGCUCCAAGCCAAUUGCAGGUCUUGUGACUGUGAACAUUCCCAAGUUACAAACGCAGCAAACGUUCAGUGUGAAGCUUCAACCUGGAGAAGGCAGCAUUGUGCUGCUUGUAAACAUCAACAAGAGUGCUGCAGUGGAGGCUUGGUGGCCAAAUGGACAUGGAAGGCAAACUGGGUACAACAUGACAACAACUUUUAUGAUGGAGGCAGGAUGCCAGAUUGAGAAGUUUUCAAAGGUUUAUUUUCGGACAGUAGAACUUGUUCAGGAGCCUAUUCCUGGCUCACCAGGUCUGAGUUUCUACUUCAGAAUCAAUGGCCUACCCAUUUUUAUUAAGGGCUCAAACUGGAUUCCAGCAGAUUCUUUCCAGGACAAAGUGACCUAUGACACACUAAGGCUACUCUUGAAGUCUGCAGCAGAUGCUAACAUGAAUGCCCUUCGGGUUUGGGGAGGAGGAGUGUAUGAACAAGAUGAAUUUUACGAUAUUUGUGAUGAAAUAGGAAUAAUGAUUUGGCAGGAUUUUAUGUUUGCGUGUGCGCUAUACCCAACCGACCAGAAUUAUCUAGAAUCCGUAAGAGCAGAGGUUUCUCAUCAGGUACGACGUUUAAAAUCACAUCCAUCAAUUAUUCUGUGGAGUGGUAACAAUGAAAAUGAAGCAGCAAUUGCAAGCAACUGGUUCUCCAUACCUCAUCCUGACAUAGGACUCUAUGUCAAAGACUACGUGACCCUUUAUGUGAAGACCAUACGUGAAAUAGUUCUUAGUGAAGAUAAGAGUCGUCCUUUUGUUGCAUCCAGUCCCACCAAUGGCUUGGAGUCAGUUAAAGAAGGCUGGCUCUCUCAGGAUCCUUAUGACACCCAUUAUGGUGACACACACUUUUAUGACUACUACAGUGACUGCUGGAACUGGACAGUGUAUCCCAAAACUCGUUUUGCUUCAGAGUAUGGAUUUCAGUCCUGGCCUUCCUUCAGUACAAUUGAAAAGGUUUCCUCCCCUGAGGACUGGUCCUACACAAGCAAUUUUUCUCUCCAUCGGCAACACCAUGAUGGUGGCAAUAUUCAGAUGCUUCAAGAGAUUGGGCAUCAUUUCAAGCUUCCCCAGAGCCCAGACCCUGUAAAGCACUUCAAAGACAUGAUUUACCUCACUCAGGUGAUGCAGGCUCAGUGUGUAAAGACAGAAACUGAAUUCUAUCGUUUUAGUCAAAGUGAAAUAAUCAAUGGAGAGGGACACACAAUGGGAGCUCUGUACUGGCAACUCAAUGACAUUUGGCAAGCUCCUUCAUGGGCUUCCUUGGAGUAUGGUGGUAAGUGGAAACUGCUCCAUUAUUUUGCCAAGAACUUCUUUGCACCGCUGCUGCCUGUGGCCUAUGAAGACAAAGGGAUGUUGUACAUCUAUGGUGUCUCAGAUCUUCAUGAGGACCACAAGCUGACUUUGAGGGUCAUUGUGCACGCCUGGAGCUCUUUGGAGCCAGUAUGCACCCUUGCCAAAGAAGGUGUGACUGUUAAAGCACAGAGUGCUGUCCCCAUCUACAAAGAGUCCAUCAGUGACCUUCUGGAAAGAUGCAGAAAUUGUACCAGGAAAAGCUGUGUUAUUACUUUCUGUCUCGUGGGAGAAGAUGGGCUCCAGAGCCCUACGAACCAUUACUUCCUUUCAUCAUUCAAGGAUGCUGUGGGAUUAGAAAAGACCCAGCUUAGUGCCUCUGUAUCCCAACAAGAUGAUAUUUAUAUUUUCGCUCUUCAGACCACUGCAAUUGCUCCUUUUGUAACUCUGGAUGUAGGGAGCAUAAAAGGCAGAUUUAGUGAUAAUGGUUUCCUCAUGACUGAAGAGAAGAAAAUGGUUGUGUUUUAUCCUUGGGAACCUACCAGUGUUGAAGAACUAGAAAGUUCACUAAUCUUGACCUCUCUACUGGAUGUUGUCUGAGACUACUUCAUUUCCUUCUAGAUAAAGAGUGAAACAGGAGGAGAAAAAAAAAAAUUAGGAGAUUUGACUGAAGUUGAAGUGUUAUACACUUUGAGCUCGCUGAAGAACAUACUGUCUUUUCCUGUCAUGUGAAUUUUAACUGCUGGUUCAAUGUAAAGAUACCAACAGCAAAGUUUACAUAUAAUACAUGUGGUGUAUUGAAAGCACAUCCAUAUUUUUUUCUAGUUUCACUAUGCUGUAAGUGGAAAUUCAUUUUAGGAUAACAGCAAGGUGUGCUGGGUGCAAGGGAGAAGGGCGGGGGGUGAAGCUGGGACUACCUCCAGUAGGCCACCGAGCUCCUCCAUGGGCAGGUUGCUAAACAUGUGGCUUGUCUGUCAGAUGUGGUUUGAAAUGCAGCUGGGAUCUUGCAGGGGUUCCACAAGGAUGCUCUGUGCCCCCAAGCAAAUAGUUUGAACGAGUUAGAACAUUAGAACCUUUGGAGUUGGAACGAGCUCUGCCGCUGAUGGCCGAUGACCAUCGGUGUCAUAAAAGCAGCCCUGGGCGAUACCUGCUGGUGCUGUGGGGGUCUGGGGCGUGGAGGGAGCGGCUGUGUGUUCCAUUGGGGAACUCAGAACGGGGCUGGAUUACAGUUGUGACCACUUCUAAUGGGCAGAGAGAUGAGCGUAUUGACUGGUACUUUGGUGUUAACCAAAACCGACAUACUCGUGAGCAAGAGGGAAAACUGAUAAAUGAGAGUUUCUUACAAAUGCUUUAUUGGGUCACCAAAACAACUAAUUGCAGUUGCAUCUGAUUCAAAACUAGUCCUAGUCAAAAGAAGACAUGAAAACAAUCAAAAUAUGGAUGUGUAUGUGCCAAUGUUUAUAGAUUUUGUAAAAUAAAUAGGGUAAAUGACAGUCAUGAGUAAAACUUCGUUAAUGCAAGCAGUGACAAAGGAAAUGAAAAAGUUAUUCUGAGAGGCAUCAUGGGCCAACAAUACCAGAAAAAUUCUUGAGUUUUUUUGGUGUCCCGGAAUCAAAGCAGCAAUAAAGUCAAUAUAAGGUAAGAAUGAAAAAAUGUGGAGAAAAUAUGAUUAAUAUGUACUCCUGCAGUGUAUUUUAGGAAAAGGGCAAGUUUGUUGAUGUCUUUCUCUUACAUCGAUGGAGAAAUGUCUCUUCCAGCAACAUCAAGAUAAGGCACUUAAUAGUGUUAAAUAAGUAAAACUUUGUAGGAAUCACUUGUUUAAAGACAGUCACGAGGCCUAUCUGGAGGUUAGUGAUAUUUGUUAAUCUCAGCGUAUGAGUGAAGUUUGAGAUAGGUAGAAAAGAGCUUUUGGAUUGCUAGAAGCAAAACCCAUUCAUUAAUUUGGGUAACUGUGACCUCGUCUAGCCUGUCACAAUUUUUAGGCAAAAUCAUGACAGAAAUUAUCUGGUACAUGAUUAAUAAGUGAUAAAGCAGCUAUGCAAAUGAAUCCUACCAGCAAAGCUAUAUAGAACAGCGUUCUAUUCUUUUUUUCCAUGUUGCUUUCUGCAAUUACCAGAUUGACAUUAGCAAGGUUUGGGCAAUCUUUUAAAUUAUUUAAAUUAUUAAAUUAUUUUUGAAGGUCAGGAGCUUCCCUAAGGAGUAGGUCCAUUAUUUCUCACUGAAAAUCUUUAAUUCACCACUAGGUUCUGUUUUGAAAGAUUAGCAAUUGCUUAAGCCAAAUGCUUGAACUCAAACCAGAAUUUAAAAGGGAAUGUUGGCUUCCAUUAUUGUUUUAAUAUCCUUAAUAUGUUCUUUUGGUUUCCUGGUGUUGUAGUAGGUGUGUAUUUUUAGAAGCUGUUGUCUCCCCAUGCAGCAGCAGCUGUAACGUGUGCUUUGGUUAACCAUUUCCCCUUGGUACUUUUGCAGUGGCGUCCUGUGCUAUACUUGGUUACGUUGUUCUGCCUUUGUCUCAGAUCAGGGCAGAGAUAGGAAGGCAGCGCUGGUACCCUGCACUCCUGUGGACACAACACACCCAUCUUGCCAGCUGCGUGUUGUUACAGCUACAGCUGCACCUGUAUUGCCAGUUGUCUGAUGGUUUGGCAGCAGGAGCAUUAGGAGGAGCAUCUGGAAUCUUUUGAAGCCAGCAAAAGUUUGGACUGUGCCAUUGGCCAUCACUCUAGAACUGCUUUAUUUCAAGACAUGAUCAUCCAGAAAUGCCAGAACCUGUGGAUGGUGGGACACCCAUGUUAAUGAAGACUGAGCUGAGCCAAGAAUGACCCUGUCAACACUCCAUCUUUGUGCCACAAAAGGUGGCUAGAAAUUUCCUUUUGAGACAAACACUUGAACAGCUUUCAUCUAGUAAGUGAGCCUGAAAUAGGAACAAGUCAGUAGCAUCUAUCACCUGUGCAGGAUCCACAGAAGGAGUGCCUGACUGCAAGAGCUGAAACUGAAGACAGCCGGAAGACAAUCACCAAAGCUUCACUUUGUUAAAAAGUUGUGAAGUAAUGCAGAUGUAUAUUAUGCUCACAGAAUAAAUCCAUCUCAGGAGAAAGCUGGACACCUUGAGACUUAACCUGGCUUCUACUGUUCAAAACACUGCAAUUUAAGGAAAUGUGGGUGAUUGCACAAGGCUUGCCAGCUAAAAAGUGAGUAUGUGAUAGUGUCACUUGACUAUUCAAGAGAUUAUCUUUGCAUUUGUUCAGAGCUGCUUCUGCUGAAUUUUGUGUUAAAUAACUACUGAUCAUUAGUUCCUCACUCUAAUCAUUAGUACUUCACUCUGAGUUCCACAGAAUCUGCAUGGCUGUAGAGGAACAAAGUGGAUGUCCACUCCAGCUCACAUUACUGAAGGACUGAUAUGCAAAUAUUAGCAGCCAAGUCUGCCACAAACAUCUGUGCAAUCCCUUGGAAGACAACAGUACAGUACAGAUGUAAGCAAGAGCAAAAUAAUGUUCUCUGGAAAGAAUUUGGUGUCAGUGGAGAAAUGCAGUAUGGACCCUCCAGCUAUUGUUUCUACAUCUCUGGGUGAAUCUCUUACUUGAAGCAUCCUAUGAAGACUUACAUGGAAUAAAAAGCAGGGUACUCUCCUUCAGCACCAAGCUGAGGAUCCUCAUACACCGUGUACCAUUAUGCAAGCACAGCAGUUCAUGCUCGGUCAAGAUUUUAAGUAAAAAAGAGCAAACUCACAACAUGCUCAACAUGCCCUCAAUGACCAGAUUACUUUCUGACAGGUACUGGAUCAAUGACGUUUAUGGUGUACAUGGCUUCUUUGCAAAUGAAACAAAAGUGUCUAAAUCACAGCUAUACCUCUCCCAAACAGCAGAAAGGAGAAAUGGUACCAUCAGUGACUGGCACCCACGAGGGACAGAACUAAUUGACAGAACACCAUUCUGCCCCCAAACCCGUUGGUUUCAACCCAGCAAGUGCAGUGUGGUCGACUCACUUGUCCCC
Molecule: messenger RNA, 6150 nt
Organism: Hirundo rustica (Barn swallow)
Lineage: Eukaryota; Metazoa; Chordata; Aves; Passeriformes; Hirundinidae
Gene: MANBA
Product: mannosidase beta
Exons: 22
Coding region: 328-2763 (811 amino acids)
Biological process (GO): glycoprotein catabolic process; carbohydrate metabolic process
Molecular function (GO): beta-mannosidase activity
Source: RefSeq, a predicted model, not a curated record